AUAAAUCUUCACUUCGAACCAAGUUUCCAUAUAGUCGAUCUUCAUAUUGUUGUGGCUUUUGCGUAAGAACAGAGCGAGCUUUAACCUAAUAUAUAAGAUGGCUGCCGCCUGGCCCUAUGUUUAGAGUUCAACAAUGAUUCGUAUAGCAGCAUUAAAUGAAAGUGAUAGUGGGGAGGACGAGCAUGAAGAACAAGAGGGUGUAACCGCAACUCGAGAGGCGAAAGAGGCAGAGGCCUUUAGCAUUUACAACCAUGCCCUGGGGCUCCAGCGGGCAAAUGACAAAAAUGGAGCAGAGCAGUUGUUUGCCAGUCUUCUUCACCACCCUUUUCUAAAGGAGGCACAGGAUAUUGUGGACUCAAACAAAGAUGACAGUCAUCAUCCUGGCCUGCCUCUUCUGUAUCUUGUUUAUAAAAACUUGGCAGCAAUGGCUGUUGCCAGAAGCUCUUUUGUGGAGGGAAUGCAAUGUUAUCUCAAGGCUGUCAAGAUUGAUGCAAGUGAAGUAACAGUCUGGUACAAAAUGGGCAUUCUCGCCACAAAGCUGAACAAUUAUCCACUGGCCAAGUUGGCAUUUGAACAGGGUCUUCAGUGCAAUGAAAACCAUUGGCCUUGUCUGGACAAUGUCAUCACUGUGCUAUAUGCUCUGAAUGAUUACUGGACGUGUCUUGAUUACAUCAGUCAAGCACUGGAACGUGACUGUCAUUAUAGUAAGGGGCUUGCCUUUCAUCGUCAAAUUUUGAAAGAACAGCCUUCACUGAGCAGUGAAACAAAAGAAAUGUUUGCUUGCUGUGACCCACUUAUCUACAGUUUACAAAUGGAUGAAGCAGAAGUCAAAAAGUUCAUACAGGAAGCUGUGCAAAUUCGAGAUCUACGAAGAGAGCUGGCAAAACAGCCACCCCCACCCAGCCUUAAGCUGUCCAAACCUAUUAGCCAGCUGACGUGGAAGUGUGUUGGAGAAUGCCUGAUUGAAACAUAUGAUUCCUUUGUCUCAUCGGAUCCCCCAAAGAGUUUGGUCUUGUCACUUGAUCUCAGUGAGUAUGAAAUAGUGGUUGGGAAGAGAUGCAGCCUUGCUGAUGAGCCUUCUGCAAAUGCCGACAAAGGGAAGAUCAUUGCAGAUGCUCAUAUGGAAGAAGCAUCAGAACAAAUCAUUUGCAAAUCUCCUACCCAUGAAGAAAGGCUAAAUGUCUGCUUAGGGGAAAAUAUAACAAUCCCAGCAUUACUGGCUUCUCCUUCCACAAAUAAUGAGGCAUGUAAAACAGAAACUAUGUUGGCCUUAUUGCCUGCAGAGGUAACUGCUUUACCAAUACCUAGAUCUGAAAAUGUAAAUACCAAGCAGCUGGUUGAACCUGUUAGUGAGAGACUUGUAGAAACUGUUAUCCUGCUCAGCGAGAAGCAGGAAGCCAUGGACACAUCCCCUUCUGGAGCAGAGGGAAUCCAAGCAUCUGUUGGUAAGACAGACAUCAUCUCAACUGGUUCCAGUUCCUUGUCGAGGGUCAUAAGCCAGAUUGACAAGACUGCAACAGAAACAUUGACAAGAGUAAACAUUAUCAAGUCUUCUGACACCAUAGGACAAUUACAGCCUGACAGUGAUCAGAUAAAAGUUGAAAAGGUCAAAACCAGUGAGCUGAAAGGCAUUCAGGGAGGGGAAGAGAAGUUGCCUAUUGAGGGCUUAGGAGAAAAACAGGACACUUUUACACCUGGCACUUUAGCAGAACCUACCUUUUCACCUUCAGCAGCUUCAGAUGUUACUUUGCAAAUUAAGACUGAGAGGUGUGAUGCAGGUUUGCAGAAAGUACUAGACGGUGCUGCCAAAACCUCACACGAAACAGCUGAUGUGGAAAGUUCUUUAAUGGCCAAAUCUGCCAUUUCUCUGCCUGCCCUUCCCACUUCCAUGGUUUUGACAAAAGCAGUAAACCAAGUUAUGUCAUUGAUCGAAACUUCCAGUGAUGCUGGGAUGUCUGCUGCUUCCAGCUACCUUUCUUCAAGUCCUAUCCAAUCUCCCAAUGAUGCAGUCACUGUCAAGUCAGAAGCGGAAAGGCCAUUGGCUGGCAGUGAACUCUUCAAAGCAUUGUCGCAUGGUGCCUCUGCAGCAGAUCCUGGGCAGAUUGUUCAGCAUGCACCUGCAGCUCAAGUACAGAGCACAGCUCUACCACUGUCAGUUAUCUUGCCUGUAGACACCACUGCAAAGGGGACCAUGCAGCAAACGUCAGGGGUGACAACUUCACUUUUGCAGUCACCUCCUUUACCUCACCAGCCCCCACUCAUGCGCUCUCCAACCAUGGUCCCCUCUGUGACUCUGUCUCCAGUGUCCAGCAUGAACUGUGACCCAGCUCCUGCUUCUGACCUGGGUGGAUCCUACCUUUCCCCUGCCUCCACCCAGUCUCCACUCUUACCUAACAUUCCCUCGCCGUCGUCAUCGGCAGCAAGCACCCUGCAGGCUCACGGGUCCUCAUCCCAACCUCCGACACUCCCGCAGUUCCAGUUUGCCACCAUCACGCCCCGUGAAGUUCAGGCCUUGCUCCUUGACUGCCUUCCCCCAAACCCCCUUCUGACCACCCCAUCGCCUUCCCCCUAUUCUCACAACAUGGCUGAGAGGCUGCGGCAGGUGGCAUCAAAGGCAGCUGCUUCAACAACCAGCACGGCCACUGCCCAGCUUCAGUCACUGGCAUUGCUGGCCAACAUGACCAACUCCAUGUCUUCUGCUGGUCAAGUGUCUGGGGCUGGGAUGGUUGACAAUGCAGACCAGACAUCCAUUUCCACUUCUCUUGUGUCAUCUUCACCCCCAAAAAGAAAGAGUCCCGUUAGCCAGUCCACACCUGUAUCUGCUGAAGCUGCACUUCAUGACCAAUCAGGAAUGGGAAAGAACACUAAAGGAGCACGGCGAGGAGCUAAGCGCAAACGUUCUGUCAUUGAAGAGCUGGGAGGCUUGCAUCUCCUACAAGAAGAUUACAGUAUAAAAAGGCGAUCUGCUCGUGUGCGUAAUACUCGCAAAGAGGAGGAUAAUGUUAAUUUUCAGAAAUUACUGAGAAACUUUCUACCCUCAUCUUUGCAACGUGCGCAACAGGAGGAUGAGGAAAUGCAGACAGAGGACACCACAGCAUCUGUUUCACAGCUAACAGGUAGACUGCGAUGCUUCAGGAGGAAAUACUGGACGUCCUUUAGUAGAAAUGGACAGAGUGCUAUAGGAAUGAUGUACAAAUACCUGGUAUACCUGAGUACCAGAGAUGCCUGUCUCUGGCCAACAGGUGUAGCAGAUUUGUACCUGAAGGUUUAUAAUAGAAUGCACAACAUCUUCACUUUCCCUUCAUUGGAAAGCAUGAAUUUCCCAGAAGCUUAUUACAUCGAAAUAUCCAGGAUUGUACUUGUGUGGUGCGAGUUGACUCUGGACGAAUUCCUUGUGAAAAAGGCGGAUAGUAUUGUAUCCCCUGUUGCAGCUCAGAGGAGUGGAGAUCUUGGGUCCACAGCUGUCACUCCCUUCACAGGAGAAAAUGCAAAAGAAGACUUGUACUUCCUGUCUGUCAUAGCUGAUACAACCUUGCUGGAUAUGAUGGCUGAGUUUGCCACUCACUUCAAAGCUAGAGUGCAUUGGGUGAAAGCUAGACAGGCUAUGACCGAAAGCCAAAUGGAUCAAGCAAUCAGCAAUCUGGAAAUGGUGGCAAAAUGUUUGUGUGAAACAGAAGGUGGAAACAAAGACGUGAUCGUGUGCUUACCCAACUGUCUGCAGGAUAAAAUUAUCUCCCUUGAGGAGGUGAAAAGACAGCAAGAGUCACUCCAGCGCUACCAGUCUCUAGAAGAAACACAACGAUUAUUUGAGACUGGGAACUAUGCUCAAGUUGUAGAGUAUUUGACGCCAACCUUCACUCAGUUUCAGUCUCAGCGCCAUGGUGCAAAGGCAGCACUUCCAGAACGCCAUGCUCAGCUUGAGCUCCUCCAGGACGCACUUCUUCAGCUGCAAGACUGGGGUCGAUGUUUGCUAUGGGGGGAGGUGGCAUUUAAUGAAGCAUUGCACCACUACCGCCGUGCCCCAACCAUUGCUGUUCGUGACAACUGGGCAUUGACACUUGUCCGUCUCCUUCAAGAUCUUCAGAAGGUGUUUGACAAGGACAUUCAAGCUAUAAAUUCUUUACCAUCUCACAAAGUUGUCCAGCUAGUCCAAAAUCUGAUGAAGGUCAUAGAGAUCAACCAUGAUGUGUCUGAAGCUGUGACAGAAAUGCCCAUUGCCAGUGUGUUGCCAUGGAUACUGCUGUAUAGAAUCAUUCAUCAUGAGGAGGACAAACUGAAGUCACUGCAGCUUCCAGAAUCUGGGAAUCAAGAAAAGAUGGAAGGAGCAAUCAGAUCAUCGCUCAUGCUGCUGAACAUAGCGCAUGAAUAUCUUGGCAGGCAUGCCUGGUGUACAAGGGACAAUGGGACUUUCCUCGUCUUUUUCAUGGAUGUCUUGGCUGCUGAACUAGUGAAUGCGAAUGAAGCCGUAAAGGAUGACCUUGAGACAGCCUUUGAACAGUGUGUCUUUUGCCUCUAUGGACAUCCAAAUAAGAAGGCCAAGGCUCGCCAUCUGUUUGACCACAAUGCUCCUCCGGUAGAAUUAACUUGGGACAAAUGUGAGGUCAUCUUUGAUUACUUCAAGCCCAAAGCACUGCCAGAAUUUGACAGCUACAAGACCAGCACAGUGUCAGCUGAGCUGCACAACCUGUUAAAAAGAAUCCACAGCUUGGUGCCUGAGGAAUCUGACCCAGGUAAACUUGUGGACCAGAUACAGGAAUAUAUCGAGGGUGAUCGAAACUCAGCUCCCACCUUUACUACUAGCAGCACAGUGCUGCAGGAACUGUACUAUCUGCUGGCAGAUUACUUUUUCAAGAACAAAGAGCCUGCGAAAGCAAUCAAGUUCUACACAUAUGAUGUCUGUUUUAACUCCUCACGGCUUGACUCAUGGGCAGGGUUAGCCCUGGCCAAAAUGAGUCAGUUAGAGCAAAAGCUCAGCUCAAUGGAGUUAAAGAUUGAUGCCCCGUUGCAUAAGAAAUCCAUAGCCGCUUUGCGCUGCUUCAGCCGAGCAGUAGAGUUUGAGGGCAUCCGCAAGCUAUGGAUAGAGUAUGGCUCCCUGGCAUAUCAGCUUCACUCUCAUGCCUCCAGGCAGCUACACAUGCAAGCAUGGUUUCCAUUGACACCUGACCUUCUGGAAAUAGCUACAGAAACACGCAAUGAAAUGUUGGCCAUAGCACGGAACUGCUACUGGAAGGCAAGCGAGUGUGAGGCAGAAAGCAGCGAAGAGGAAUGGCUGCAUCACUACAUGAUGGGCAAAGUGCAGGAGAAGAAGCAUGCACAUCCUCGUGAAUAUCUGGAGCACUUUAAGCAGGCAGCAAUCUAUCUUCACGAAGAAGGAGCCAAGUAUCCACGCAAAAUACUCUACCAGCACAGCCCUCCACAUCUGUCGCUAGAAGCCCUGGAGAUGUAUUAUCGUCUCCAUGUUGCUGUCAUGAAACAUUUACUGAAAACUCACACACCUGAAACAAAGGAGAAUAUGAUGGUGUUUGAUCGGUAUGUUACGGAAGCUAAAGAGUCUCCCUUCGCCCUAAGGCAGGAAAAGAGAAAGGAGGGGAGAGAUACCUUGUCCUCAGCAGAAGACAGCCAGUCAUCUGCUACCAGCAUCCCUCCAUACAGCACCACUUUUCAGCGUCCUGUCUAUCACAUGACACCCCAGGACCACAACUACUCAAAACAAAAAAGCUACUCUGGAGGUUCAUCAGAUAAUUUGAGUGCAUCUAAGAUGGCAAUGGAAACAGAAACUUCUGAGUCAGCAGAAGAACCAGAGACCCUGACUCCAUCCAAGUCCAGGAAUCUCAGUGUUGAGAGGGCAGAUGAGCAGCCUGGUAGAGGUCCGGCUGCCUCAGCUGGGAGUGUAGGAGUGGGCUGUGGUAAGGUCAGUGGUACACAUAGCGAGGGAUCCGUUUGUGUUCCAACAUUGUCAUCAGUAGCAGUGCACCGAAAGUCCCUUGCUGAUGGAAUUAAAAAGGAUGCAGAGGUUGAUGGCAGCAGCUGCAUGGAAGUGGUAGAGCUUCAUAACGAGCAAGGCUGUGAAGUAACUGGGGAUAUUGUGGACACUCGACCUCUCUUUCUAGAUAAACAGGUCAGUGAGGGAUUCAUUCCUUCACAAGAGGCUGAUAUUGUUACAUUUGGACGAGGAAAGAAAAGCCAGGAUGAAUGUGUUUCAAUGACUGACUUGACAAGAACAUCUAUAGCUGCUGGUUCUUCUACAUUAGGGUGUGCACUGGUUGACUCAGUCAUUGCUGUUUCUUCUGUCUUAGAAAAUGAAAAUGUUAAAGAGUUGCCUCAGGAAAUUCAUGGUCAAGAGAGGAAUAAAACAGAUCUUUCUCUCCCUUUUUCAAGUCAGAAAUGCUCAGUGGUAGCAAGUUCAGCUAGGGGAGAAGCUCUGCAGAAACAGGCCACAGACAAGCCAUCCACAAGUGUUGAUGCAGGAGAGUCAGAAGCUUUGCUGCAAGAAGUGGCAGACACUAAUCACAUUGGAAACUCCCAGAUUUCUUCCCCUACAUUAAAAGAAGCAGAUCCUUCGGAAAAGUCUGCAUCCGCUUCUUGCUGGGCUAUGCCUGUCAGUGAUACAUACAGAACAGAUCAUGGGCUGAAGGACAGCAACACAGUGCAAGACUUCAUGGCAUCAGAUUCUUUGUCCUCUUCCAGUGUCAUACUGCUGUCAGAUCCUGAGGAGUCACAACAACAUUGCACUACACCUGGCAAGCAGACUGUUACCAUGUCAGCUCGGCCAAACAAACAACUGCAUGUUGCUGAUCCUUCGCGGUUGAUGCCACAGCUUCCUGAAGGUCAUUCUGAAGCAGUGCUAGAGCAAAACCUAAAUUUGUUUCCCUCAGAACCAAUGGAAAUUGCUGUCAGCUCACAAGAUUUGGGAAAUAAUUUAUUUAAAGAAAGCAGAGAUGGUAGAAGAUCUGGCGAAAAGAUUGCACCGAUAGAUGGAUCUGGCGAAAAGAUUGCACCGAUAGAUGGAUCUGGCGAAAAGAUUGCACCGAUAGAUGGAUCUGGCGAAAAGAUUGCACCGAUAGGUGGAUCUGGCGAAAAGAUUGCACCGAUAGGUGGAUCUGAAGAGAUGGGUAUGAUGGGCAACGACAGUAUUGCACCAAAUGAUGCUGUCACCAAAGGCACAGUCUUAAGUACUCAGGAUCCACAGGUUAUUUCACCAAAGAACCCACAGGUGAUGUUAUCAUUGAAGGAAACGACUCCCUCCAGUGGACAACAGCUGGAUACAGACAUAGCUAGCAAAGGAAAGACUACUGACAGCAACAAAGGGAGAGAAAUACAUGCAAGCCAAGAGGCUUUAAUCGAUGGAAAGGAUGAGCAACUUUGUGAACCACCAUUAAGAAACCUAGGGCUUACCGAUGCUAAGCAGGUUAGUGAUGCAGAAGACAAGCCUUUGCAAAACAAGCUAUCACCUGGGACUGUGCUGACAGGUGCAGCCUCUCCACAGCAAGGCAGCAGCUGCAUGCCGGGGAAUAGUGCUGGCAGCAAAGCACAAGCAGAUUCUCACAAGCAGGAAACUAUUCUCAGUCAAGAGGAGUUUGAAAAAUGGAAGAAGGAGCUGCUGGAUAAGUGUGUUGCUGCCCUUCAUCUGUGUCUGUCACGCUUCCCAACCCACUACAAGUCCAUCUACAGACUGGCACACCUCUACUACAUGUCCUUAACUCAUAAGAACACUGCCUUUGCAAGAGACUUAUUACUAGGCAACCCAGAGUGGCAGAACUUGAGUCACAUGCCAGCCCAGGGCCUGUUUGCAGAACGUCGUGUCAACAAUUUUUUUCAGGGUAUCUGGAAGAUUCCUAUAGAAGAAAUUGAUCGCUCAGGAAGCUUUGCCUCUCACAUCAGUCGCUCAGUGCAACUGUUGUUAGAUGUCUCGAGACUGGGAGAAGUGCGCAUGCUGUUGCUAAUCAGCACACAGCUGAGAAAGAAGCCUGACAUUGGAAGCUCCCUUAUGAAAUGCACUGAAUGUGCUAGAUUAACUUUUUGCAGUAGAGAGUUUCCCACUCAUCCAUGA
Messenger RNA from Pomacea canaliculata, 8050 nucleotides. RefSeq names its product calcineurin-binding protein cabin-1-like. NCBI's taxonomy places the organism in Eukaryota, Metazoa, Mollusca, Gastropoda, Architaenioglossa, Ampullariidae. Gene Ontology annotation, biological process: chromatin organization. Gene Ontology annotation, cellular component: nucleus. Gene Ontology annotation, molecular function: nucleosome binding; protein binding. The record is from RefSeq and is a predicted model, not a curated record.